GAAGACUAUUCAGUAGCUGCGAGACAUCGGCUGGCAUUGCGCUCGCUUUUGAAUCCGACCUCACUCUCGGUUAGAACAGAGCAAAAUGCACUUGACAUUCAUACUGAUUGGCCUUGUUAUCGCGUGUCUGGGAUUUGGGCUACCCACUCCCGCUGCCUCCCAGUUUUGGAAGAAAUCGAACAGUCCUGUAGUACAAUGGAAAAAAGAGACUCUGGCCGCAAGAGACUCUGGAAUCUGUUACAGAACUCAGAUUGUGGAUACCGUCAAUCCGAAUUCUAGAAACCGACAGCUCUCAUACUGCUGUGAUGGUUAUGUGAAUGAAGGAAGUUCCCAGAUCCUCAAAUGUGAGCCCAUCUGCCAUGAAGAUUGUUCGAAUGGCUUAUGCUUUAGGCCUGGACAUUGUGAGUGUGCUCCGGGAUACGUUCGAAUUAAUGGAAGGUGCCAUCACGAUGUUGAUAAUUAUUGAAAUAAAUAUGCACAAACUUUAUUGAA
Messenger RNA from Drosophila eugracilis, 492 nucleotides. Its product is annotated as protein draper. NCBI's taxonomy places the organism in Eukaryota, Metazoa, Arthropoda, Insecta, Diptera, Drosophilidae. The record is from RefSeq and is a predicted model, not a curated record.